Messenger RNA from Aphanomyces astaci, 777 nucleotides. RefSeq lists its product as hypothetical. The transcript has a single exon. Gene Ontology annotation, biological process: protein processing. The annotation marks the transcript as partial. Lineage: Eukaryota; Oomycota; Saprolegniomycetes; Saprolegniales; Verrucalvaceae. Gene Ontology annotation, cellular component: plasma membrane. The record is from RefSeq and is a predicted model, not a curated record. Gene Ontology annotation, molecular function: metalloendopeptidase activity.
AUGGUCAAAGUCCUGAUCUUCCUCAGCGCGUUGGCCACUGCCGCUACGGCUGGCUCCGUCACGGAACUCCCCGAGUCUGUGACCAAGCUCAUCGACUAUUCUGCAAACCCCUGCGACGACUUUUACCAAUACGCGUGUGGUGCGUGGUUCAAGGAUGCUGUGAUCCCCCCGGGCAGAGAGUUAAUCGAUACCGCGACCAACAAGAUCUCCAUCCAAAACGAAGCCCUGGUGAAGAAGAUUUUGUCUGACAACACGACCAAGAUUGGCGCGUUUUACAGCUCGUGCUUGGACACGGCUACGCUCUCGUCGCUCGGCCUGGCUCCGUUAGCCGACUCGAUCAAAUCCAUUCGGUCGGCCAACACCACGUUGGACCUCCUCGCUGUGGCUGGUGAAUUGGUCAAGUACGGCAUCCCAGCUUUCGUGGACAUCAAGGCCAGACCUGAUGACGCCAACGCAACCAAGAACGCCCUCUUUGGUUUACGAGCCCCUCUGCCGCUGCAUCAAGUGUACUACACCACCACUUAUUGGAAUGCGUGGAAAGGCGACUACGAGGUGUACAUUGCGUCGGUACUACAACUAGCUGGCUACACUGCCGAGCAAGCGGCAGCUGCGGUGCUGGUAAUCAUUCGAUUCGAGCAAACUCUGGCGAGUUUCGCCCUCAGCAAACUCGAAGAGAUGGAAGCCGAAGCGUCUCCGUACACUGUAUUUAACUACUGCGAACUGGACCAGAAGUACCCGCUGCUCAUCGGCUCGUGGCUCAAGGCCAACGGCUUCAAC